This is a messenger RNA of Debaryomyces fabryi, 610 nucleotides long. RefSeq lists its product as uncharacterized. Gene Ontology annotation, molecular function: carbon-sulfur lyase activity; pyridoxal phosphate binding. Lineage: Eukaryota; Fungi; Ascomycota; Pichiomycetes; Serinales; Debaryomycetaceae. The annotation marks the transcript as partial. Gene Ontology annotation, cellular component: cytoplasm. The record is from RefSeq and is a predicted model, not a curated record. Gene Ontology annotation, biological process: transsulfuration. The transcript has a single exon.
AUGACAGGAAUUUCAACCAAUUCAAUACAUGCAAGCGAUGAAGUACAUCCUGUGCGUGAUGUUAUGCCUCCAAUAAAUAUUUCGACCACUUACAAAUAUGCCGAAAAUCCAGACGACUUGGUGAAAUGGUCAGAUUUGCCCGAAGAUAGUUCAAUUAUAGGCAAUAUUUUUUACUCAAGAAUUUCGCAUCCCAACUCAGAGAGGGUAGAGAGGGCAUUGGAAGAUAUUGUUGGUGGACAUACGGUGGCGUAUUCGUCAGGUUUAGGUGCUUUUUUCGCUGCAUUGACCUAUUUUAACCCAAGCACAGUGUGCAUUGGAAAGGGAUAUCAUGGAUGUCACAGCAUAACAGAUAUAUUUACCCGUCUUAAGGGAUUGAAGGUAAUUGGGUUAGAUGAUGACUUAGAUCAAUUGAAUGCGGGAGACCUCAUUUGUUUAGAAACCCCUGUCAACCCUGAUGGAACUGUUUUUGAUAUCGAAUACUUUGCUGAGAAGGCUCACAAAAAAGGGGCCUUCUUGUUAAUAGAUUCAACAUUUGCACCCCCUCCAUUGCAAGAUCCAUUUAAAUGGGGCGCUGAUAUGGUUUUACAUUCAGCAACAAAGUAUUUUGGUG